AUGCAGGCUCCCCUGGAGGACGCUGAGGACGAAGGUGAGGAUGAGGAGCAGGUGGCACAGGCUCAGGAGCGCCUCCUGCAGGCGCUGAUGGCGCGCACGGCGCGGGAGCUGCCCCGGCGGCAACUGGAGCAGGACUGGGCUGUACUGGGAGAACUGGGCAGCGGCUCCUACGGACGGGUGGUGCUGGCAGAGCCCCGGGAUGGAGGUGCGCGGGUGGCGCUGAAGCUGUUGUCCAAGGAGCGCACGGCCAGGUGCAGUUUCCUGCGGGAGUUCUGCACUCACCUGUGCCUGCGGGGGGUGCUCACCUGUGUCCAGGUGCUGCCACUCGCCUUCGAGACCCCCACGGAGUUCGGCUUCGCUCAGGAGCUUGCACCUGCUGGGGACCUGUGCGGCCUCCUCACACCUGGGGUUGGUCUCCCGGAGCCCCAGGUGAAGCGCUGCGCUGCCCAGGUGUCCUCGGCCCUGUCUUACCUGCACGGCCACGCCCUGGUUCACCGUGACCUGAAGCUGGACAACGUCCUGGCCUUCGACCCCGAGUGUCACCUGGUCAAGCUCGGCGACUUCGGCCUGACUCGCGUGCUGGGCUGGCAAGUGCGGCCCACGCCGGGCCCCGCCCCCUACGCCGCACCUGAGCUCUGGCACCCGUGCGCAGGUGAGGCGCGGCUGCGGCUGGAGCCCGCGCUGGACACCUGGGCGUUCGGCGUGCUGCUCUUCGCUCUGCUCACCGGCGCCUUCCCCUGGGCCUCACCUGCACGCUCCGACCCCGCCUUCCGCCGCUUCCGCGCCUGGCACGGCCGCACCUGCCCAGGUGAGGCCCCGCCCAGGCCGCCGCGCGCCUGGAGGGGGCUGGGGGAGGCGGCGCUGCGGCUGUUGAGGGGGUUGUUGCAUCCCUCACCUGGGCGGAGGUGUCCGCCCGGGGAGGUGCUCAGGUACCUGGGUAGGCCGUGGGCGGGUGAGGGGGGACAGGUGAGCGCUGCGGGUGAGGGGGGACAGGUGAGUGCUGUGGGGGAAGGGGGGAGCAGGCAGGGAUCAUCCUCAGAUGAGAGUGGGAGUGGCCAGGUGAGCUCUGCAGGUGAGAAUGAGAAUGGACAGGUGAGUGCUGCAGGUGAGAAUGAGGAGGGACAGGUUCCCGGAGCGGGCGGCGGCUCCAGCUGGAAAUAUUUCCUGAUCCCGGUGAAUUACUGGGAAUUUUUCCUCGAUCCCGAUGAAUUUUUGGGAAUUUUUCCCUGA
Molecule: messenger RNA, 1230 nt
Organism: Cinclus cinclus
Lineage: Eukaryota; Metazoa; Chordata; Aves; Passeriformes; Cinclidae
Exons: 4
Coding region: 1-1230 (409 amino acids)
Biological process (GO): peptidyl-threonine phosphorylation; peptidyl-serine phosphorylation
Molecular function (GO): protein serine/threonine kinase activity; ATP binding
Source: RefSeq, a predicted model, not a curated record